This is a messenger RNA of Amblyraja radiata (thorny skate), 2930 nucleotides long. RefSeq names its product pseudouridine synthase 7 like (gene pus7l). The record is from RefSeq and is a predicted model, not a curated record. Gene Ontology annotation, molecular function: pseudouridine synthase activity; RNA binding. NCBI's taxonomy places the organism in Eukaryota, Metazoa, Chordata, Chondrichthyes, Rajiformes, Rajidae. Bases 154 to 2280 code for a protein of 708 amino acids. Gene Ontology annotation, biological process: pseudouridine synthesis. The transcript is spliced from 9 exons.
UAACGGGGAUAAGGAGCAGGAAACGGAACUCUCCCCCUGUGUUUGCCAUGAUGGAGGAGCCGGCUUCCACAGAGUGUGGCUUGGACCCACAAUAGUUGGAACAAGGGGGGAGGCGUGUAGCACAUUUACUCAUUCCUCCGACUGGGGCACCUCAUGUAUGACAUGGAGACCGUCUGGUGUUGGGUCAGUGAUCACGUUGGUUUCCGUGGGACGAUCAAGAACUCGCCCAGCGAUUUUGUGGUGACGGAGAUCGACAUGUGUGGAAGGCUGGUGAACGACGUUGAUUGUGAGCGGGAUACUUGCACCAUUGACAGCAGCCAACUCCAACUCCAGCCCCAGCCCCGGCCGACCCCAAGCAAAAGGCCAAAGAAACGGGAAAGAUCGCCAGCGAAUGACUCUGAACGGGCUGGCGUGGGUGAAUCAGCGGUUGCCACUGUUAUACCCAGCGAUGCCAGCCACAACACUGAUCCUGAGCUGUCUGAGUCUUCCCUCAAUUCCCCUUCAGUCGAAGUGAAGGGACGUAGCUUAGAGAUGCUUCUGGGAUGCUCGAUAGCCGAGUCACUGGAACAGUUUGCAAGCUCAGCGAAAGGGGGAAGUCUGGCUAUGGAGGGGAAGGAGGAGGCCACACUUUUACUUGUGACUUUCCAAGAGAAAGGGCAGAGGGCAUCCGUCCACAAGGCCGUUCGGCAGAGAUAUCCCUUCCUGAAGACCGUCACCAGCAGCGCUGAAAUACGAGUCAGGCUUGACCCUCAGUACUCCGAGCUCCGUCAGCUGGUGUCCGAGGGAGAAACCGAUGGGCUGUUCCGCUUCUUGGAUUCGAGGGACACAAGUUCCAAGUUUUCCUUUCAGCCCGAUGGAAACAAGGAACACCGGAAGGCCGUCCAUCAUUUUGUCAGCAGGUAUUUUGGGAAGCUGCUGGAAACCAAAAGCUUUUCCGGGCAAGGGGACGGGAGCCGGCGCGACGCGGUGAUUACCGUGAGGUUUCGAGACAAGAUUAACGGCAGCAGGAAACGAGCUGCCCAUGAAUACCAGGGACCAUCAACACCGUAUACAGCAUUCACCCUGCACAAGGUGAACAUGGAGACCCUGGAUGCAGUCGCUAGCCUGGCCUCUCAACUUGGCGUGCUGCCGUCCGACUUCAGCUACGCAGGCAUCAAAGACAAGAAGGCCGACACUUCCCAGACCAUGGUCGUGAAGAACGUGACGAUCGACAAGUUAAAAGCAAAGCAGUCGUCCAUCCAAAACAAGGAUUUGAAGAUCUAUAAUCUGCGAACUACAACUCAGCACUUGCGAGUAGGACAACUAAAAGGAAACCAUUUUAGUAUCAUCGUAAGAAAUGUCAGCAAGCAUCUGAAAGAUGAUCCUGAAGCAAGUCUUGCUGAAAGGGUGUUUGGUGCCAUUGAGAAUGUCAAGGAGAAAGGUUUUGUAAACUACUAUGGGCCUCAGCGGUUUGGCCUGGGACUGAAUGUUCAAGCUGAUCAAAUUGGUUUGGCUCUUCUCAAGCAGAAUUUGGUGAAAGCUCUGCAUUUAUUCUUUACUCCAGAAGAAGGAAAUGAUCCUGUUAAUAAGGCCAAAAGACAUUUUAUUAAUACAGAGGAUGCCAAAGCAACUCUUGCCCUGAUGCCAGAGUACAAAACCAGGGAGCGACUGGUGCUCCGCGCAUUAAAUCGCUAUGGCAACAGCCAGGAAGGCUGCACACGGGCUUGGCUCAGUUUACCACACUACAUGCGCAUUCUGUACGUGCACUCGUAUUGCAGUAAGAUCUGGAACGAAGCCGCAACCUUCCGCUUGAAAACCUAUGAUAUGCAUGUUGUGGAGGGAGACUUGGUCACCUGUGAUAAACCUGAGCAAGACCUUUUAUCUCGAAACAAUCAGGUGCAUGUUGUGACAGCCAAAGAUGUGGAAUCAGGAAAUUACUCCAUUAACCAGGUUGUUCUUCCAAUGCCCGGUAACAGCAUCCAGUAUCCCAGCAACAAGCUAACUUCAUGGUACCAAGAAGCUUUGGUGAGAGAUGGACUACAGGGUUGCAGGUUUAGAAUCCCUGCACUGCAACUGAAUGUCCCAGGAUGUUAUCGGCCCCUCCUGGCACUACCUCGGCGGCUCGAGUGUCGGUGGUGGGAAAGUGAAGAGGUGCUUUGUACAAAGGAAGAGGCUGGCUUUGCUGUUGGUGAACCCGACCUGCCGCUGAAAACGGGAGACGCACUUUCUUUGUCAUUCAGCCUGAACCCAUCAAACUAUGCAACGGUGUGUCUCAGGGAAAUAAUGAAAUGCCACGUAUAGUUUUACUCAAAUUUUGUGCCUUGGCAUAGUCACGGAUGGUCUGGUCACAGACCCAGUAGAUAAGCUGGCACUUUUGGGUAAUCGAGCGUUUGCUUUUGGACAGAUGGCCCACGUGUUUAUGUUUGAAGGCUGCUGUGGAAAAAGUUAAGUGCUACAGGUCAAUGUUUAAGCUGUGAAAAUUGACGGCUCAGCAAAAUGAGAAGUGUAGAAAGGAGCUGGCUGAUGCUGUACUUUCAGUCUGAAAAAGGGUCCCGACCCGGAACCUCACACAUCCUUUUUCUCCAGAGAUGCUGCCUGACCCGCCGAGUUACUCCAGCAGUUUGUAUUUAUCUUCAGCAAAACGAGACCAGUUUCUGAGUGGAAUUUUGGCCUUUUUUAAUUAUACAAAUGCUUUUAUUCAGAAAAUAAAAAUAAACAUAUGAACACGAUCAAAGGCUGCCUAUAUUGACAGUUUACAAAUAAACGGUCAUCAGAUUAAUAUAUCGCCAACUUUAUCAAUACACUCGACCUCCCGCAGCGACCAGUGUCCACGGAAGUUCUCCAAAGUCCCCGUGUCCCUGGAGAGGGAACACGCGGGCACGGACAUUGGCCCGGAAAAGGGGCAGGCAGCCAACCCCGGUGCGGCCGUCGACCCCAGUGCGGCCGUCGAC